AUGCCUACGUCUGCUCGGCCUGAUGGCAUCAGUGAUAGCUGUGGUGCAUUUAGGUCUGUUGAUGAUGAGAGAUUUUCAGCGGUGGGUUGCAGCUUUGCGCCUGUGCCCGCGCCGUCACCUCAACCGCAGAGUGAAAGUGACUCAGACCUGUGUGAAGUCUCUCCGUCAGUGGAGGAACGCAGGGGCGUUCACCACGGGGGUCCCGCUGGGGACGGUGACGUCCAGGGUUACCAUGACGACGGACGCUUCCCUGUCAGGGUGGGGAGCAACGAUGUCAGGCAGAGCAGUGAAUGGCUCCUGGGGUCCAGAAAUGGCCCAGAUUCACAUAAAUGUUUUGGAGCUCUGGGCAGUGUUUCUAGCGCUGAAACAUUUCCUGCAAUUUCUCCGAGGCCGUCAUGUUCUGGUGAAAACAGACAACUCCACUGUGGUAGCCUAUGUCAACCGUCAGGGAGGCACUCGCUCACUACGGUUACACAAGUUGGCUCGGGAGAUGAUACUGUGGAGCAGCACCAGGCUCCUAUCACUCAGGGCAACACAUGUGCCGGGAGUUCUGAACAGAGGGGCGGACUUGAUGUCUCGUGGGAAUCCUCUGUACGGAGAAUGGUCUCUGCACCCGCAGGUUGUGGACCAGAUUUGGAAGAGAUACGGCCGAGCCGCCGUAGAUCUCUUCGCCUCGCAGGAAAACGCCCGCUGUCCGCUGUUUUUCUCCCUGUCGGACAUCACUGCACCUCUCGGUGUGGAUGCUCUGGCUCACCCGUGGCCAAACGUGCUGCUCUACGCAUUCCCUCCCCUCAGUCUGAUUUCCCCCACCCUGGCCAGGGUGAGGGAGCAGAAUCUGUCUCUCAUACUGGUGGCGCCAAGAUGGCCGUCCAAACACUGGGUGGCGGAAAUAGUUCAGAUGUUGGCGGGCGACCCCUGGCCUCUGCCCAUACGCAGAGACCUCCUGUCCCAGGCACACGGGGAGAUUUACCACCCCCACCCAGACCGCGUGGCGCUCUGGGCCUGGCCCGUGAGAGGUUUAAUUUGGACGCAGCAGGACUGCCUCCGCAGGUUAUAGACACCAUUCAGAGUGCAAGGGCUUCCUCCACCCGUGCUUUGUACGGCUGUAAAUGGCGGGUUUUCGAGGAAUGGUGUGAGUCUAGACUCACGGUCCCUUUUCAGUGUUCAGUUGUGGACCUGUUGUGUUUUCUACAGGAGCUGGUGGAUAAAGGAAGAGCUUUUUCCACAGUAAAAGUGUACCUCGCUGCCAUCUCAGCAUGUCACGUGGGUUUUGGUGAUAAACCGGUGGGACAGCACCCCCUGGUUUGUUGCUUUAUGAAAGGUGCACGUAGAAAGCUCCCAGUUUCUAGGCACCUGGUUCCACUGUGGGACCUUCUGGUGGUGCUGGAUGCCCUUUCUCGGCAUCCCUUUGAGCCUUUGGAGGCUGUGGGGAUGAAGUUUGUGUCUCUGAAAACGGUGCUGCUUUUGGCUUUGUCUACGGCGAAGCGCGUGAGCGACCUUCAGGCAUUGUCUAUCCGCCCUUCCUGUCUACAGUUCGGUCCGGGACUCUCCAAGGUUUGCUUGCGGCCCAAUCCGGCUUUUGUGCCUAAGGUGGUGGAGUCGGCUUACAGGUGUCCCACAGUAGAGUUGCUGGCUUUUCACCCGCCUCCAUUCUCCUCGACGGAGGAGCAGAGGCUUAACACUUUGUGUCCGGUGAGGGCUCUGCAGUCCUACGUGAGUAGGACGGCAGAUUUCAGGCGUACUGACCAGCUGUUUGUUUCCUGGUCCACUACCCAUAAGGGCAAGCCAUUGUCCCGCCAGAGGCUGUCUCACUGGAUUGUGGAGGCCAUUUCUGUGGCGUACAGUUGCAAAGGUUUGCUGCCGCCCCAGGGUUUGCGUGCUCAUUCCACCAGGAGUAUAGCUGCUUCCUGGGCUCUGUUUAGAGGGGUGUCUGUUCAGGAUAUUUGUGCUGCGGCGAGCUGGGCUACGCCUCACACCUUUGUCAAGUUUUACAGGCUAGAUGUCUCUGGUCCUUCUUUGGCCCAGGUGGUGCUCGGUGCCGGUGCUCCGGGGUUGGAGUGAUGUUGUCACUCAACCUUUUGUGGUAGUUAGGCUUCGGGAGUCAUAUGCAAUCCGGGAGUGGUCUAUAUCUCCCAUAGUGAAACACCGAACGAAGUUAGAAAAAGAACGAAGGGUUACUCAACGUAACCCCGGUUCUUUGAUAACAGAGUGAGGUGUUUCACCACACGCCCCUUCUUGCAUGAGGCACGGAAAGAAACCGGUCUUGAAUGAUUUUGAGGGGCGGGUCGGCUGUGAUAGUAUGAAGGGGGCGGUGCCCCAGCACAGCUCGACCUGUCUGUCACUGACAGACGUGGUGCCAUUGGAGCUUCCCUGGUUGGUCAUGCCAAGGCGAUAUCCCAUAGUGAAACACCUCACUCUGUUAUCAAAGAACCGGGGUUACGUUGAGUAA
This is a messenger RNA of Solea solea (common sole), 2449 nucleotides long. RefSeq lists its product as uncharacterized. Gene Ontology annotation, molecular function: DNA binding. The record is from RefSeq and is a predicted model, not a curated record. Gene Ontology annotation, biological process: DNA integration; DNA recombination. NCBI's taxonomy places the organism in Eukaryota, Metazoa, Chordata, Actinopteri, Pleuronectiformes, Soleidae. The transcript has a single exon. The coding region runs from base 1 to 2061 and encodes 686 amino acids.